AUGGAGUUCGACCACUCCCUUGACCGGGAGCGGGAGGACCUGGUAGAGGAAUGGACGAAACUCCUGAACACCUGCAGAACCAGCAUUCGCUCGUUGGCCGACGAGCACAGGGGCGAGCCAGGAUGUCUCCUUAUCUCACAGCACUGGGGGUCCAACAACGUCGGCGUCCGCCUGCACUGGGAGGACGGGCGCGAGGACUGGCUCAUCCGCUUCUGUAUCCCGACAAGGUGCAACCUGUCCGAAGGGAAGGUCGUGGCCGAAGUCGAUACGCUGAAGCUGCUCGCGGAGAAGACCGAGAUCCCGGUUCCGAAGGUCAUCGCGUACGGGCGUGCGUCGGAGAAUCCGACGGGAUUGGGCGCGUUUAUAAUCAUGACCUGGGUAGAGGGGACGAGGAUGUCGGACUUGAUAGGGAAACGGGUGCCCGUGGGGGAAGAUAUGUACGAGACCAUCCUAGAUCCUAAUGUCGACAAACAGCUCCUUCGAAAGCUCUACGACGAGAUUGCAGAAGUCAUUCUUCAGCUAUGGGCGGUAAACUUUGAUAGAAUCGGUACCGUAAGCUGGGACAUGGACACGGAGGAAUUUGAUACCCUUACGCCGGCUUUUACGACAUGCAUCAAUGACAUGAUGGUAUAUGGCAGGGUCCUCGCAGAUGAUCUCUACACUGAUUCUUUCAAGUCGGCGCUCGAUUUCUUCUCAAACACAGCAGGCCAAUACGUCACCCAUCUUAUGCGGCAGCGCAACGCUGUUUAUAAUUCUCGAGACUGCCGCGAGAAAUAUGUCUGCCGCACUCUCUUCCAUUCUACGGUUCCGUACUUCACCUACGACAUAGAUAUCAACGGGCCAUUCAAGCUAUUUUGCGACGGUUUUCACCCCCGCAACAUCUUCGUCGACCCAGAAACCCUCAAAAUCACCGGGAUAAUCGACUGGGAGUUCACAUACGCGGCUCCUCCCCAGUUUCUAGGAAGCGCUCCGGAAUGGCUGCUGCUGAAGAACCCCUGCGACUGGGCCGACGACCACGGGCUAUCUUCAUUUCUAAAAACCUACCUCCCCAAGCUCGACCUAUUCAUCGAAUCCAUCGAGAAGCUAGAGCGCCAGCGGAACAUGCCCAUUGGAAACCGCGAAUCCCUCUCUACGCGCAUGCGCGCCUCGAUGGAUGAGCAGACGUUCUGGUUCAACAUCGCCAUACGCAACCCCUUCAGCCUUGACUCCAUCUACUGGACCGUGCUAGAUAACUGUGCCUUCGGACCGUCGUCGAAGACGGAGAGGGUCGCGCGGACAGCGAGCCAGGGAGGUCUGUACGAAGGCCUGGAGAGCGUUGUGGAGCUUAAGAUAAUGCAGCUCGAGGCUUAUAAUGAGGACCUUGGCCUUGAACCGGUCGGAUACGAGGAGCGACAAGAGGAUGAGAAGGAGGAAUUCUGGUUGGAGUCUUCUGCGCGUUCCGGGAGCGCGCUGCUACCUGACAUUCCAGAGUUGGGAAAGGUGGUGCUGGCGUUGGUUGCAGUGACUGCGGCUUUUAUGCUGCAUCGGCGGUUGGCGCUGGUAUGGAAAUGA
Molecule: messenger RNA, 1551 nt
Organism: Coccidioides immitis RS
Lineage: Eukaryota; Fungi; Ascomycota; Eurotiomycetes; Onygenales; Onygenaceae
Exons: 1
Coding region: 1-1551 (516 amino acids)
Source: RefSeq, a predicted model, not a curated record